This is a messenger RNA of Verticillium nonalfalfae, 1491 nucleotides long. RefSeq lists its product as uncharacterized. The transcript is spliced from 3 exons. The coding region runs from base 1 to 1491 and encodes 496 amino acids. Gene Ontology annotation, biological process: Golgi calcium ion homeostasis; manganese ion transmembrane transport; calcium ion transmembrane transport. The record is from RefSeq and is a predicted model, not a curated record. Gene Ontology annotation, molecular function: calcium ion transmembrane transporter activity; manganese ion transmembrane transporter activity. Gene Ontology annotation, cellular component: fungal-type vacuole membrane; Golgi apparatus. NCBI's taxonomy places the organism in Eukaryota, Fungi, Ascomycota, Sordariomycetes, Glomerellales, Plectosphaerellaceae.
AUGCGGCUCAGGUCCCGACCCUUGCCCUUGAUCCUCCUCCUCAUUCCCUCCCUGGUUGCAGCCCUAGCGUCCGAGCAGACGAUUCACAACGAGCCACGAGCAGUCGCCGCAGACAUAUCGGUAGCAGAGAUCGCCAAGCGACAAGAUGUUGGCACCAAAGGCGCGCCCGUCGACGGCAGGGAUGGCAUGCCGCAUCAGGGCCCCUUUGUCGACAGGAACCACAACACCGAUGACCUCGUGAAGGACCUUCCACCCCUCGAGGGCAGGCCUGACGAUCCCACCAUUGUUGACGGCAAGCGCAUUCCCGAGACGAACGACGGCGUCAUGAACGACCGUGACCGCCAGAAGCCAAAGGAGGGCACCAUUGGCACCGAGGGCGGCGUCAGCGAGAAGGACAAGGCGCGCAAGGCCGGCGAUAACGUCCCCGAAGCCCCCAAGACUCCCUCGCCCAGCGACCAGGACCGCCCGGAGCAUGAGCACGAACACGGCACGGCUGAUGAGGUAGCUGGCCUAGGCAAACCGGCAGACCUUCCCAAGUCGCUGGACGACAUUCCCCCUCCCGUUCCCGACUCUGCCAACAAAGACCACCUCGAUGUCUCCAAGUCGCAUCCCAAGGGUUCGAGCGCACUCGAGGAGGAGGAUGAAGGCAUCAUUCAGCCCUUCCACUCCUUCGUCCUCUCUCUCACCAUGAUUCUCGUCUCCGAGGUUGGCGACAAGACCUUCCUCGUGGCUGCCUUGAUGGCUAUGAAGCACGAUCGCCUCGUUGUCUUCUCCGCCGCGUUCGGCGCCCUCCUCGUCAUGACUGUCCUUUCCGCCGUCCUCGGCCACGCCGUCCCGACCCUCAUUCCCAAACGCCUGACCUCGUUCGCCGCCGCCGGUCUGUUCUUUGUCUUUGGCGCCAAGCUGCUCCGCGAAGGCAUGGCCAUGGACCCUAACGAGGGCGUCACUGAAGAGCUCCACGAAGUCGAGCGCGAGCUCGCUGAGAAGGAGAAGGAGAGUGCCGCCGCCGGCCGGCGACGCGGCAACUCGCACUCCGUUUCUCCCUACGCCCUCGAGAUGGGUCUCGGCGACGGCGACCACCGCAAGUCGCGCUCCAAGAGCCGUUUCCCCUCCCCGCCACGCUCCCCCUCCUCCAGCCGAUCCCGCAGCCGCUCGGGUGGCCGCUAUGCCUCGGCGGCCAACUUCUUCCAGGGGCUUGGCAACCUGUCUUCCCUGCUCCUGAGCCCGGCCUGGGUGCAGACUUUUGUCAUGACCUUCCUCGGCGAGUGGGGCGACCGCUCCCAGAUCGCGACCAUUGCCAUGGCCGCUGGACAGGACUACUGGUGGGUGACGCUCGGUGCCAUGACGGGACACUGCGUCUGCACCGGCGUGGCGGUCAUCGGCGGUCGCGCCAUCGCGGGGAAGGUCAGCCUGAAAGUCGUCACCAUCGGCGGCGCCCUUGCCUUCCUCCUCUUCGGCUUCAUCUACUUCAUCGAAGCCCUCUACGCAUAG